UUUAGCCUUGUUGACUUGUGAACUGAAUGUUAUUCAUGAGAGUUCUUGACUUGGUCUUGUGUUAUAUUGGUUGAAUUAGUGUUGUUUAUCAUGGCUUGAGAUAUGGGGGCGGUUUUGUGCUGAUUAAGGUCACAUGUUUUGAUGUUUAUCAUGGCUUUGUUGAUUUUUUUUUUUUAAACAGAGAUUUAGAGGAGGGGUAGAAUUCGAACCCACGAUUUAAUGAGUGGAUGAUCCUUUAUAUGCAAUGUGAUUUUCGUUCUACGGCUCACUUACCGCCUUUGUUUUAUCUUCUUAAAUUUUGUUUAAACAUGGAGAAUCGCACUUCACAAUCACACUUCGUUAUCUAUAUGUUUAUUCUGAAUAAUUAAUUGGAAUUAACUGUGGUGCCAUCCUUGUCGGACAUGAAUAUUUCACACGUAUUCAAAUAUGCGUGGAGGAAAACAGGACAAGACGGUAACUGUUCUUGCUCAUGUUUUUAUUCUUUUAUAAUAUUAAUAAUUAAACAACUCAUUUUAUAUGUUGCUUUGUUGAUUUUAUAUGUUGUGAGAACCGGGGGAGGUCUUAUUGUGUCCAGCGGUUGUAACGCGCAUCAAGUGCUCGACGAAAUGUCUGAACAGCCAAUCACGUAAUCAAAAGUUGCUGUCAGUCAGAAUAAUUUAUAGUCUCACCUGAUCCGACACCAUGAUCAUAUCUACGAAUUCAAACAUAGACAAAUGUGGCGCCAUGCAUGUACAAAAACUAGAUAUGGCAUCUUCCUCUGUUCUUCUUCAGUUGAGAUGCUCUGCUUCUCUGCACAUGUGCCUCAUUCGGUCUCCAUCAACUUCACUGUCUAGGAAAAGGGCUUGCUGCGGGUGCGUCUGACCUUGUUUCCCUGUUGAUGAUCACCUGCUCUGCUCAGAAGCCUUCAUUCUCCAGCAAGUUUGAUCACUUAGUUGAGAGUACCAGACUCUCCUCUGUAUCCCAUCCAUUUAUGAGAGAGUUGCAAAGGCUUCAGUUGCAAGUUGACAUUCCCAAAAUCAUGAAAACAACUGGCAUAAAACUAGUGGAUGCCUUUGUUGAUUCAGUGUUUGAGUUUGUAGACCAGACACUCCUCCCCUCUCAGAGUAACUUUGCACCAGUUGAUCAGGAACUCAAAGAAGCUGUUAUCAUCGCUGCCAGCAAUAUUGAAGGGAGGAUUCCAGAUAGUUUCUCGGAGGGUGUCUACAUCAGAAAUGGAGCAAACCCUCUUUUUGGAGGGUUAAAAUCAACAAGUUCCAUGUUUGGAAGGUCAAGUCAUGUAUGGGUUGAGGGGGAAGGAAUGCUUCAUGCUCUGUAUUUUGAUAAACGCAGUGAUGGGACCUGGGCUAUCCUCUAUAACAACAGACAUGUUGAAACUGAAACAUACAGGCUAGAGAAACAAAGAAACAAACCAUCUUUUAUUCCAGCCACAGAAGGCGAUUCACUGGCUGUUGUGUCAGCAUACGUGCUUAAUUUUUUGAGAUUUGGGAAAGUGAACAAAGACUUGAGCAACACCAAUGUUUUUGAGCAUGCAGGGAACUUCUACUCAAUUGCAGAAAAUUAUGUCCCUCAAAUGAUUGAUAUCUUUACGCUAGAAUAUUUAGGGGAUUGGAAUAUCAAUGGAUCUUGGAAUCGGCCUUUUACAAGCCACCCAAAGAGAGCUCCUUGUUCUGGGGAGCUGGUUAUAAUUGGUAUUGACGCAACUAAGCCAUUUCUCGAAGUCGGUGUGAUUUCUGCUGAUGGAAAGAUGUUGGUCCAUAAAGUGGAUAUCAAGGUUAAUAGGGGUACCAUUUGCCAUGAUAUAGGGGUUACAGAGAGGUAUAAUGUGAUCUUAGACUUCCCACUAUAUCUGGACAUAAACAGACUUAUGAGGGGAGGCCCAUUGAUAAAGUACAAUAAGGAAGGAUAUGCAAAGAUUGGGGUAAUGCCUCGCCAUGGUGAUGGGGGAUCAGUCAAGUGGUUUGAUGUGGAACCAAAUUGCACAUUUCACAUUCUCAACUGUUUUGAGGAUGAUUCUGAGGUUGUGGUGUGGGGAUGCAGAGCUCAUGAAUCAAUUAUACCAGGACCUGACUUAGGUUUGAACAAGUUCGAAUGGUUUUCGACAAGACUUAAGCCUAUAGAAUCUGGCGGUGUAGAAGAUGAAUCUCUCUUUUCUCGUGCUUAUGAAUGGAGGUUGAACAUGAAAACUGGAGAGGUCAAGGAGAGAUAUCUUACCGGUAUUGAAUUCGCCAUGGACUUUCCAAUGAUCAACGUAGACUUCACUGGACUUAAAAAUAGAUAUGGUUACACUCAAGUUGUUGACUCCAUUGCCAGCUCUGCAUCAGGAUUGCCAAAAUAUGGAGGCCUAGCAAAGCUAUACUUAGAAGAGCAAGAAACUGAAUCUGAAGGUCUCAUAAGGGUGGAGUAUCACCAUUUAGAAGAGCACACUUUUUGCACUGGAGCUGCUUUUGUACCAAAAGAAGGAGGUACUGAAGAAGAUGAUGGUUGGAUUAUCACAUUUGUUCACAAUGAAGACACUAACAUAUCUCAGGCUUAUAUCAUUGACACAAAGAAGUUUACAUGUGAAUCAGUUGCGAAGAUUACACUGCCUUGCAGGGUACCUUAUGGUUUUCACGGUGCUUUCAUGCGACUACCUAAACAAAUUUCACAAGAGUUAUCUUCACGAGUACUGGGUUGAUAAACCAGCUUCACAUCACUCCAUUGUAAACAAUCUCAAUUGUGUGAUACGUGAAUAAUGUAGUUGAGUGGAAGUUACAAAUGAGUAAGUGAUCCUAUAACUAGCCUGUACCCUGGCUGCUUAGAAGGGCUAUCUACUCUCUUUCUUUCUUUCUUUUUUUGUCUUGUCAAUAAUCAGAUAUUGUUGGAACACCCACACCAA
Molecule: messenger RNA, 2875 nt
Organism: Tripterygium wilfordii
Lineage: Eukaryota; Viridiplantae; Streptophyta; Magnoliopsida; Celastrales; Celastraceae
Product: carotenoid 9,10(9',10')-cleavage dioxygenase 1-like
Exons: 13
Coding region: 878-2674 (598 amino acids)
Biological process (GO): carotene catabolic process
Cellular component (GO): chloroplast stroma
Molecular function (GO): carotenoid dioxygenase activity
Source: RefSeq, a predicted model, not a curated record